Molecule: messenger RNA, 4881 nt
Organism: Manacus vitellinus (golden-collared manakin)
Lineage: Eukaryota; Metazoa; Chordata; Aves; Passeriformes; Pipridae
Product: collagen alpha-1(XV) chain
Exons: 42
Coding region: 157-4029 (1290 amino acids)
Cellular component (GO): basement membrane
Source: RefSeq, a predicted model, not a curated record
AGAGAGCCUGAGUGCUGCCUUUGUUCCACUUGUGUCUGAACGUUGGAGGAGAAACAGCGGGCUCCAGUUUUUAUUGACUUCUUAUUUUCAUAAACGUAAAACUCAUGUGCACUGAACUUUUUCCUCACUUAAGUUCUUUCAACUGACUUUCAAAAAAUGCUCUCAUGGCAUGCCUGGUGGACCUGGGACUUGCUGCUACUGCUCUUUGGCUUGUCAAUCCAUGCUGGUUCAGCAGCUCAGAUCAUAGAAGAACGAGGCUCAAAAGGACACCUUGACCUCACAGAGUUAAUAGGAGUUCCUCUUCCUCCUUCUGUCUACUUUGUCACCGGCUAUGGAGGGUUCCCAGCUUACAGCUUUGGACCGGAUUCCAACAUCGGUAGAUUGACAAGUGCUAUAAUACCAUCGCCUUUCUACAGAGAUUUCGCUAUUAUAGUUACAGUGAAACCAAACAGUGAUCGUGGAGGAGUGCUGUUUGCAAUAACAGAUGCCUUCCAGAAAACAAUUUACCUGGGACUGAGAAUUUCACCAGUGGAUGACAGCACCCAGAGAAUAAUUAUGUACUACACAGAGCCUGGAUCCCAUAUCUCCAGAGAGGCUGCUUCCUUUAAAGUGCCAGUGAUGACUAACAGGUGGAAUAGGUUUACAGUGACUGUUCAGGAAAAUGAUGUUGCUUUGUUCAUGGACUGUGAAGAAUAUCAGAGGCUUCAGUUUCAAAGGUCAGCUCGAACCUUGGUAUUUGAAUCUGGCUCUGGGAUAUUUGUUGGUAAUGCAGGAGCCACAGGAUUGGAAAAGUUCACAGGCUCAAUUCAACAUCUAACAAUCAAAUCUGACCCAAGGGCUACUGAAGAUCAUUGUGAAGAUGAUGAUCCUUAUGCUUCAGGGGACAGCAGUGGCAAUGGCAGCAUUCAAGAACAUGAAGUUUCUGAGGCACAAGGCAUCCUUUCACCUUCCCAUCUUCCCAUGAGGCCUGAGGAUACGUUGGCUGAGCCGGUGGAAGCCCCCCCAACUAUAUUGUCUUAUUUGGAAGAAAAUGAUUUCUCCGGAAAUCAGAGAUCAGAAGAAACCUCUGAAGCACCUAAAUUAAAAGAACAAGAUUCAUCUGUCAUGGAAACUGGACAAGGAAACAGCGAGUCUACUACUGUCACGCAGAAAAUCUUAAGAGAAGAAGAUGGCUCUGCUGCUGGUGUUUUGCCAGAAGUAAGCGGAGAGGAGGACCAGAAAGGUCAGGAAGUAGAAGACGGGUCCACAGGAUCUCUAGGAGGGUCAGGAGCAGAAGAUUUGCAAAAAAAAGGUCAAGGACCUCCUGGACCUCCAAGGAAACUUGGACAACUUGAUCAGCCUGGUAAAAAUAGACUUCAGGAAUUGCCAGGACUGAAAGGAAAAGCAGGCCUAAAAGGUGAAAAGGGUGAUCCUGGUGAGGGAUUGCCAGGACCCCCCGGACUACCAGGACCAGCAGGACCAUCUGCUCCUUCCAGAGGAUUAAAUAGACUGGAACCCGAAGAAUCAGGUUCUGGAGAUAAUGACAGAGAGACUGAGAUUUUAAUUGGUCUUCCUGGGCCACCAGGCCCUCCAGGACCGCCUGGUCUUCCAGGAAAGCCAGCACCUGAUUCAGGUGUAGGACCUCCUGGGUCACCAGGGGAAGAUGGAGCUUCUGGGGAACCAGGCCCUGAAGGUCCUCAAGGUCCUCCUGGUCGUGAUGGAGUGGUUGGCCCACCGGGGUGGAAGGGAGAAAAGGGUGAUCAAGGUCUUCCUGGUUCUGUUGGUCCAAAGGGUGAUACUGGAGUCACUGGAUCAAUAGGCCCCAAAGGAGAAGCCGGUGCUCUUGGAUCUCCUGGGAAACCUGGACCACCAGGACCUCCUGGGCCUCCUGGACCCCCUGGACCUCCUGGACCACCAGGACUAAGCUAUAGCUUGGGAUUUGAGGACAUGGAAGGAUCAGGUAGCCUGUUAAGUGAAUCCAGAAUUCCAGGAUCAAAGAGGCCAAAGGGUUCUGCAGGAAGACAAGGACAGCGUGGACCAUUAGGACCAAAGGGAGAAAGAGGCAACACUGGUCCACCAGGUUCAAAGGGAAUGCCGGGCACAGAUGGAAAACCAGGCUCUCCUGGCAUUGCUGGGCAUCCCGGAGGUGUGGGUCCAAAAGGGGAGAAGGGUGACCCAGGACCUCAGGGUGAACCAGGAGAGAAUGGGAACAGUAUUGUGGGACCACCUGGACCACCAGGACCACCAGGACCAGUCAUAGCAAUACCUGAGUUACUACUCAAUGACACAAAUGGAAUGUUUAAUUUUACUGUAAUUAAAGGACUACUUGGGCCUCCAGGGCCAGAUGGAAAGCCGGGUCUACCAGGAUUUCCUGGCCCUCGGGGACCAAAGGGUGAUACUGGUUUGCCUGGAUCUCAAGGACCCAAAGGACAACAGGGUGAAAAGGGAGAACCGGGAGCUAUCGUUGCUGCUGAUGGAUCUUUAACUGAAUUAAUAGGAAGAAAAGGAGAGAAGGGUGAAGCUGGAGUGGUGGGACCUGCAGGACCAAUGGGACCAAUAGGACCUACUGGACCCAAAGGAGAACUUGGUUUCCCGGGUCGUCCAGGCCGUCCAGGACUGAAUGGACUGAGAGGUGUGAAAGGUGACCGAGGUGAAGCAUUUAAUGGCCCUCCUGGCUUGCCUGGACCCCCAGGGCCCCCUGGACCUCCAGGACGUAUACUUUAUAUCAAAGGAACAGUUUUCCCAGUCCCUCCCAGACCUCAUUGCAAAAUGCCAGUGAGCACUCCCUACCCUGGAAAUCAAGAACCUCCUAAUGAACAUGGUGCUAAAGCAAACAGAGAUUCCUGGGGACUGCACAGUUCAGCACCCUUGAAAGGAGAAAAGGGAGACAGAGGAGCUCCAGGACCACCAGGUCCACCUCUGCCUCCAUCAUAUUUCAGCCACUUUAUUAAUAGCAUAAAGGGUGAAAAAGGAGACAAUGGAGUCACUGGUGUAAAAGGAGAAAAAGGAGAACCAAAUGGAGGGGGUUUUUUGACAGGACCUCCUGGACCACCUGGAAGACCAGGAUUAGUUGGACCAAAAGGAGACUCAGUUGUUGGACCCAGAGGACCUCCAGGGUUACCUGGCUUACCUGGCUUACCAGGUUAUGGAAAAAUUGGACCUCCUGGCCCACCUGGCCCACCUGGCCCACCAGGACCCCCUGCAAUAUAUGGUUCAGCAGCUGCAAUGCCUGGGCCACCAGGUCCUCCUGGAGAGCCAGGGUCACCUGCCACCAGGAAUCUGGUUACAACAUUCCAAAACAUUGAGGGUAUGUUGGAAAAAGUCCAUUUUGUAGCAGAAGGUACACUAAUCUAUCUGAGGGAAACCAGUGAGGUUUUCAUCCGUGUUCGAAAUGGAUGGAGAAAAUUGCAGCUUGGUGAGCUAAUUCCUAUCCCUGCUGACAGCCUUCCUCCUCCAGCCAUAUCAAGCCAUGGAUUUCAGUCCAUUCCAGCACUGAGACCAGUAUCAAAUAUGAACAAUGGAAAACCAGCAUUGCAUCUGGUGGCUUUGAACUUCCCAUUUUCUGGUGACAUGCGAGCGGAUUUUCAGUGUUUUCAACAGGCCCAACUAGCAGGUUUGACAUCUACCUAUAGAGCCUUCCUCUCAUCACAUUUGCAAGAUCUGGCCACAGUUGUCAGAAAAACAGACCGAUACCAUUUGCCAGUAGUCAAUCUUAAGGGAGAAACCCUUUUCAGUAACUGGGAAUCUAUAUUUGAUGGAAAUGGUGGACAAUUCAACAUUCAUGUUCCAAUAUACUCCUUUGACGGGAGGAACAUCAUGACUGAUUCAUCUUGGCCUCAAAAAGUAAUAUGGCAUGGGUCAACCGCAAAUGGGAUUCGACUGGUUAGCAACUACUGUGAAGCCUGGCACACAGCUGAUAUGGGAGCUAUGGGACAAGCGUCACCACUGAAGACAGGGAAACUUCUUGAUCAGAAAGUGUAUAGCUGUAACAAUCAGUUUAUUGUUCUCUGUAUUGAAAACAGUUUUGUGUCUGAUCCCCAAGGAAAAUAAUUCACCUGUUGCACAUAGGAAUAUUCCAUUCAAUGACAGAAAAAGAUGACACUGAAAUUUCAUUUGUAGCGAUGUAAAUAUUUUAAUUUUUGUAAUUGCACAUUUCAGGAAAAAAAAUAGCCAAAGAAAACAUACCUCAACACAAACCACAUUCCAGUUACGUGAAACAUCCAGUGCACAUAUGGCUGGCUUAAAGCCCUUCCUUCCACUUGAACCCCAUGCGGUUCAAGGUUUGCCAGCAGCUAACUCACAGCCCCAAGUCUUUCUGGCUGAGCUGGAGGUCACUUCAGGGCAUGAGUCAAGUGUGGUCUAUGAGGAAGAUCCAGUAGCUGUCUUAUAAGCAGUAUGGCUCAGCAAGGCUGCUGCUGCUUCAGAGCUGAGAAGCUGCAUGCUCCAUGCUCUCCUUCUCACUUGCAUAGAUUUUGAAUACCUAAGGCACUGUUCAUAUAUAUGCAUAUAUACAUACUGUCCCUGAGCAAAUACUGGAAGGCUGUUACACUUUACAGGGCUCACAUUUUCCAAAAGAAGCUUUGAGAACGAAGGUGCUCACCUCAUCUUAGUUUUAGUGGAAGUUGAGUACCUGACUCCUAUAAGCUUGUACAGAUUGCAGCUAGGUGCUUACACAGAAAUUUAGCAGCUUCGACAUCUUAUUUCAGCUUUUUUCUGUGCAGAUUUUAGGCAUAGGGCUUUAUACAGGAGGAGUGAAUUUCACCUAGACAAAAUCUGGUCUUUAUUUUGGUGCUACUGUUACCAGGAAACCUGAAAGCAAUGUUAAUAAUAAUAAUAAUCCUGUUUUACUGGUAGAACUGUGCAAAGUAAAUGCAGACAAAUGAACCAUCUGACCUUUAUUUA